Messenger RNA from Pseudomyrmex gracilis, 390 nucleotides. RefSeq lists its product as uncharacterized. The record is from RefSeq and is a predicted model, not a curated record. The coding region runs from base 1 to 390 and encodes 129 amino acids. The transcript has 3 exons. NCBI's taxonomy places the organism in Eukaryota, Metazoa, Arthropoda, Insecta, Hymenoptera, Formicidae.
AUGUCGUUUUAUUUUGAGGCAAAUUACGGAUUGCCAAGUGAAUGGAAUUCCACUUACUACUAUUACGACGGAAGUUAUUUCGAAAAACGAAGUCUCAGUCGUCAACUGAUAUACAGCUUGUUCACAAACAAACUGGAAAGUCUGGGCUAUCCUGGACAAGAUUGUUUGUUGAAAGUAAUUUGUCAAGCUGCAAAAUAUGCUUUAAGCGAAAACGGUGUGCUUGAUAAUAUUCUCAAAAUCAUAUUAUUCACGUAUAAACCUUUCACGUCGAGAAGCGAGGAGCUUCCGAAUGAGAUCACGCAAGCUGAGCACGAGCAACUUUGCGAUCAACGUUACGAAAACUGUUCUCUGAAUCCUUUAGAUUUAAUAAGUCAUUACGUCGAUUAUUAA